AUGAGUGGGCAACGCCUGGAGCAAAUAUGUGUUUCCUCGACGAUAAAGGGUAGGAAGCUCUUAAUAUGUGCAAUCUACAUCCCACCGGAUAGGAGUCAGGAUGUCGGCGUAAUUAACGACCACCUUGCCUCCAUGAAUGAGUUAUGCAAUAAAUGUUCAAACGAUGAUGUUAUCCUGACAUGCGGUGCCUACAACCAACCGCACAUGCGUUGGCGUUCGAUUGAUAACGUUAUCCAAUGUGAUAGUUCUCAACUACCCUCGUCCAGUAGCACACUUUUGGAUGGCAUGGAUUAUUUGUGCCUCAAUCAAAGAAAUCUUGUGCACAAUCCACUCGAUCGCAUUCUCGAUCUGAUCUUUUGUUCGCCCGAUAUUGAUAUUGAUGUAUAUUACUGCCCGGCUUCGUUGUUGCCCUUAGACUCGCACCACCCCUCGCUUGAAAUCUACCUACCCGCGCGUGUGGUAUGUGUCGAAGCAAUAGAAAGAAGAGUGGACCGGCCUCUAAAUUUCCGUACAAUCGAUUUUGCUGCUCUUUUGGCCUAUCUGUCCACUGUUGAUUGGGAUAUGAUUUCUGCUAUUAAUGAUGUCAACGAAAUGGCCGAACGUUUUAAUUCCAUUUUGAACGAUUGGCUGGUUACGAAUGUUCCAAGAAUCAAACCGCCAGUUUCGCCCGUCUGGAGCUCGCACCGUUUACGUACACUGAAGCGCGCGCGCAAUGCUUGUCAACGGCAAUUACGUCGUCAGCGUACGCUUACCAACAGACAAUGUUUUCAACAAGCAAGUAAUGCAUAUAGGUCUUUGAAUGCUUCUCUCUAUAAAAAUUACGUGUUCCGUGUGCAAUCCGCUUUGAAAACAAACCCGCGUAGUUUUUGGCACUUUGUUAAUUCCAAAAGGAAAAAUUCAGUGAUCCCAAUGAAUGUUCAUUUGAAUGAUAUAACAGCAACGUCGGCUACAGAAUCAAGUCAGUUGUUCGCUGAGCACCUUGCGUCCGUGUUUGCAGAGAAUCCCGCUUCAAGGUCUGAAAUUGAAGAAGCCAUCCGUGAUGUUCCCGUUGAUAUGGUAGAUCUUGGUAUAUUUGUUGUAAAUCCGGAAAUGGUCUCCCUUGCUGCAGAAAAGCUCAAACGAUCGCUAACCCCUGGCCCUGACGGUUUGCCUGCAGUCGUGAUUUGUCGUUGUAUUGCCAUUCUUGCGUGA
Molecule: messenger RNA, 1191 nt
Organism: Toxorhynchites rutilus septentrionalis
Lineage: Eukaryota; Metazoa; Arthropoda; Insecta; Diptera; Culicidae
Exons: 1
Coding region: 1-1191 (396 amino acids)
Source: RefSeq, a predicted model, not a curated record